Molecule: messenger RNA, 2016 nt
Organism: Cyclopterus lumpus (lumpfish)
Lineage: Eukaryota; Metazoa; Chordata; Actinopteri; Perciformes; Cyclopteridae
Gene: rars2
Product: arginyl-tRNA synthetase 2, mitochondrial
Exons: 20
Coding region: 179-1918 (579 amino acids)
Biological process (GO): mitochondrial translation; arginyl-tRNA aminoacylation
Cellular component (GO): cytoplasm; mitochondrion
Molecular function (GO): ATP binding; arginine-tRNA ligase activity
Source: RefSeq, a predicted model, not a curated record
CGAACGAACCCAUUCCGCUAGCGGACGAAGCCUGUGAUUGGACGAGCUUAGAGGAAGUAGCGUGACUAAGGCGGAAGUACAGUAGCUAUGUCUAUGUGGAUGGAUCAUACAACAUUGAUUGUUCCACAUUGUGCCACACGUUUCUGAAUAUUUUAUAGGUUUGGCACGUUUAAAAAACAUGGCUUGUUUCUUCAGAAGAAGAAUAGCAGCAAAGCUGGGUCGCACGCUGCAGCAGUCUGAGGAUGCCUUCAUACCAGCUCUGUCAGCAGUUCCAGUUUUUAAGAAACAGCAGGGUGCUGACUUUAAACUAUCAAUCAGCACGUUACGGAUCAGUGGGAUUUUACCAUCCACCGGUGACAUUCAGCUGCAGACUGAACACUUGGCCACUCGGUUGAAGCAGGACAGUGUGGUGGAGGACAUAUCUGCUGGAUGUGGAAUUAUCAACUUUAAAGUGAAUCGCAAACUUCUUGUCCAGAAAAUGUUGGAGCCAUUUGGAAAGGAGGAGGAUGAUAAAUUUGGGUUAAAUAGUGAACUUUUCAAUACUCUCAAGAAAGGAACAACAUUAGUUGAGUACAGCUCUCCAAAUAUAGCCAAAAAAUUUCAUGCUGGACACUUAAGAUCUACAAUUAUCGGUAACUUUAUUGCUAACUUAAAGCAGUGUCUUGGAAACAAUGUUAUUCGAAUGAACUACCUUGGAGACUGGGGUAUGCAGUUUGGUUUGCUGGGAGCUGGGUUUGCUCAGUUUGGAUGUCAAGAGAAACUGAAAGAGAAUCCCUUACAGCAUUUGUUUGAGGUUUAUGUUCAAGUAAACAAGGAGGCAGAGCACAAUGAGGAUAUGAAGCAGGCUGCCAGAGACUUCUUUAGACAGCUGGAACAGCAUGACAACGAGGCUGUGUCGUUAUGGCAACAGUUCAGGGAGAUCACCGUGGACGAGUAUCAACAAGUGUACAAGCGGUUAGGGGUCCACUUUGAUGUUUACUCCGGGGAGUCCUUUCACCAGCAUCAAGCCCAGGAGGUGGUGCAGCAGCUUCAGAGUCGAGACCUGUUGAAAACCUCUGAGAAAGGAACCGGUGUAGUGGACCUCUCCACGAGUGGAGACACGAGCAGCGUCUGCACGGUGCUCCGCAGUGACGGCACAACUCUCUACAUCACCAGAGAUCUUGCUGCCGCGAUUGACCGAAAAGAAAAGUACAAUUUUAACGAGAUGAUUUAUGUGACAGAUAAAAGUCAAGCGAAUCACUUCCGCCAGUUGUUCCACAUCCUGCUCGCUAUGGGACAUUCUUGGGCUGACAGGUGUAAGCAUGUGCCCUUUGGCCUGGUGCGGGGUAUGAAGACCCGGAAGGGUGAGGUGGUGUUUCUGGAGGACGUGCUGGAUGAAGCUCGAGCCCGGAUGCUCCACAACAUGAGCCAGUCAAAAACGACAAAGGAAAUGGAUAACCCAGAGGACACGGCAGAGAAAGUGGGAAUCAGUGCACUAAUAGUGCAGGACUUCAGAGGUCCGCUGCAGUCCGACUACAAGUUUGACUGGGACAGGAUGCUGCAGGCUCAGGGAGACACGGGGGUGUUUCUCCAGUACACACAUGCUCGACUCAGCAGCUUAAUGCGGAGGAAUGACGGUGUCAAGGCAGUUGCAUUUGAUCCAUCCCUCCUGCUCGAGCAGACCAGUAUCACCAUCCUGCAGCACCUCCUUCGCUAUGAUGAAGUGUUAUACCAGUCGGCCCAGGAUCUGCAGCCCAAACACCUCGUCAACUUUCUGUUGAAGCUAUGCCACCUGAUCGCCUCAGCACACCGAGAGCUGCCGGUGAAAGGAAGCGCUCAGGAUGUUGCUCAGGCAAGGUUACGACUGUUCAGUGGGGCCUGCUCAGUCCUGGCCAAUGGGAUGAGGAUCCUGGGCAUCACACCAGUUGAUCAAAUGUGAAACUUGCAUGUAUUGUUUGAACUGCUGUAGGUACCAACUGCUUUAGUUUAUUUUUUUACUAUGAAUACAUUUUCAAAAUAAAAUACCAUCUUCCUCAA